CCCACCUCGGAAGAGGCCCGGGACGCCGGGUGCCGUCCGCGGUCCUCAGGGGUGCCCACCUAGGCCUAGGCCCGGCCUGCUGGCAAGGCCGAGCCGCCGCUCUUUAUUUCGUUCGUAGUUUCUGCACAGGCUGAAGUUCCGUGGGUUGGGCUGUACUUGGGACCUCUCCGAAGAGGACCCGUUUGUUUUUUUUGUUUCCAAAAUGGCAGCCUCCAGCCGCGCACAAGUAUUAGAUCUGUACCGGGCUAUGCUGAGAGAAAGCAAGCGUUUCAGCGCCUACAAUUACAGAACGUAUGCUGUCAGGAGGAUAAGAGAUGGCUUCAGAGAAAAUAAAAAUGUAAAGGAUCCUGUAGAAAUUCAAACCCUGGUGAAUAAAGCCAAGAGAGACCUUGGAAUAAUUCGUCGACAGGUCCACAUUGGCCAACUGUAUUCAACUGACAAGCUGAUUAUUGAGAAUCGAGACAUGCCCAGGACCUAGCAAGCCGGGACCAGCCACCAGCAGCAGCCAGGGACCACCUUCAGCAUCCAUUCUGUGUUUGAGAUGGGGGCUCCCAAAGCCAGAUUACAACAGCCUCUUGUGCAGCCUGCCCUGUGGGAGCUGAUAAACUGAGUCACAUUUGCAUUCUGCUGUAGCCUUACUGAAAAAGGACGGCUGUCUGUCCUUGGUUCAAGUGUUAGAAUGAAGAGCUGGAGCACCUUCCGAAUAAUGCCAUGUGUUACCGCGUCUCCCCUCCACCCCACUCCUAUCUUGUAGCUCAUGACCACUGUGUAUAGUAUUUCUACACUUUGUUUCUUGGUCCUUGACAAUAAAAAGAAUUGUCUUCCUGAGCCUUUCACACCAGAUAAACCCCUCCCGAUUAAUGCAUUUUCAUUUCCUACUGAUACAGGGCCUGAAGAGGGCUGUGGGGGACCCACAGGGAGGGCUCAACCCUGAGCUGAGAACUGCCUUGGUGAAAGUGAGUCCAAAUACCACUUGAGACUGUGGACAGUGUGGAGUAGGGCAGGGCCACAGGGGUACAAGGUGCACCCUGCAACUCAUACCUGGCCCUAGUACAACAAAGGUGAGGUGUGUAUAGGUACACACCCAGAGAUGGGGCACUGUGGAUCAGCAGCCUCAGCCCCACCCGGAGCUUACUAGAAAUGCAGGCUCAAGCCCCUCCCCACACCUGGUAAAUGAGAGCCCCAGCCUGACCCAAGCCCAUGGUGACCCCCACCCUGGAGCCUGGGACAUGCUGGGCAGCCCAAAUCUGGCUGGUGGACUGAAGCACCUGGAGAGUUGGAGAGCUUUUUCAAAAGACAUCUCAGCACUUCCCUCUCUGCAGAUUCUGACUCAGUAAGUGAGGGGUGAGGCAUGAUCAUUUUUCUCUAUUUCUAAAGCUCUCCCAGUGUCUUUUAAUGUUUAGCCAGUUGGGGACCCCUGCCCUUUCAGUAUAUUACAAGUAAUAAGGGUAUUGUUGGUGUGCUUUUA
Molecule: messenger RNA, 1468 nt
Organism: Sapajus apella (tufted capuchin)
Lineage: Eukaryota; Metazoa; Chordata; Mammalia; Primates; Cebidae
Gene: LYRM4
Product: LYR motif containing 4
Exons: 3
Coding region: 203-478 (91 amino acids)
Biological process (GO): iron-sulfur cluster assembly
Cellular component (GO): mitochondrion; L-cysteine desulfurase complex
Source: RefSeq, a predicted model, not a curated record